This is a messenger RNA of Tilletiaria anomala UBC 951, 1076 nucleotides long. RefSeq lists its product as uncharacterized. The coding region runs from base 218 to 946 and encodes 242 amino acids. NCBI's taxonomy places the organism in Eukaryota, Fungi, Basidiomycota, Exobasidiomycetes, Georgefischeriales, Tilletiariaceae. The transcript has 2 exons. The record is from RefSeq and is a predicted model, not a curated record.
GCGAGCUUUUGAUAGUUACGUGCUUUAUGUUGAUUAGAUGGAUGCUUGUCAACCUGUAGGUGGUAGGGUUGUUCGUUGUUACCCCAGGGACAGUGUCCUCCAUGCUGCAACUUGCGACGUGUUUUCGCAUUUACCCGGCCUGCUCUUCCAGCCCUCCGAUCUCCUGAGCUGGGAACCCAUCGAUCGAUGCUCUUAAACGCCCGUCACGGACGAGAGAAUGGUCUCCCCGCCUGACCUGCUCCUCUCAUGCCUCGGCCUCUCUCCUGAGCACUCGCGCUCCCGCCCUCAUGGUUUAUACAGCCCUCUUGCAAAGGUAGCCGACCCCCCAAUCCCACUACCAGCAUCAGCCAACUGCAUCUUCUGCAACCCCACACGCGCCGGCGGCUUCCGCAUCGUCCACGAAGACAACUCGUUCAUCGCCUUUUACGAUCGCUCGCCCGCCGCACGGGUACACCUGCUUGUCGUCCCUCGAGUGCACAUUGCCAACGUCAAGACCCUCCGCAGCAGGAGACAAGGGGAAGGAAAAGGAGACGGCAACGACGAUGAUGCCAAGCUGAUCAAGCAGAUGCAUGCCUUUGGGCAACUGGCAAUCGAUAUUGCCGCGAGAGAAUUGCAACAUGAUACGGACAAGGGAGCAGGAUGUGCCUCGAUAGAGACACGUGCGAAGAUGAGGCCUGGACAGGAACGAUAUGCGGAUGAAGUCGGAAUACCAGGGGCUAGACGCUUCGGCUUCCAUAUUCCACCUUUUCGAUCUGUCGAUCACCUGCACCUCCAUUGUCUGCUCCUCCCUUUCGUCUCCCCUCUUAAAGCGCUCAAGUACCACGUUACGCUGCCAUCCCACGAGCUCGGCAUACAGCAUUAUAAAGGCUACAGUUGGUUUGUCCAAUGGCGCCAGUGCGUUGACAUCCUAGUGCACGGUGGCAAGGUGGGCGUGCGCCCGUGUUGAUGCAGCUGCGAGAUCAAUAAGCUGCCAAUAUACCAUAUCAGAUAAUGUGGAAAUGACAGACGGUGCGCACGCACAUACAGACCGAGCCUAUACACUCCAAUCAUGUACAUAGAUUGCAAGCAUAUACCCC